CGCAAAUACGCCGCCUACUGCUCCGCAUGCCAGCUUGCAGGCUCUCAUCGAUCGAUGCGCGAUAGUUCAUGAUGCAUCUGACCAGCUGCUGUCGCCGGAACCCGUGAAACUUAGCUAGGUGCCUGCACAGGCUGCAUCAAAACUUGAAAAAAUUGACGCCGCCGCAGCGAUGGCGGACGAGACGCCGGUGCAAAGCCCAACAAGCCGCCGCCGAUCCACCAGCGCGAUGCUGCCGCCGCCGACCGAAGGAGAGCCAACGCAGUGCCAAGCGAAGACCACCGGCGCCGGCGCGUCGCUCGCGAUGAUGGCUACAUUGGGCUUCCUCUGGGGCGGCGCCUGCUUCGGUUUUAAUGGGAUCAAGACCGUGUUCCUGGACGAGGGCUUAUUUGCGGACGCGUGCGACCACGGCGACCGGUGCAAGGCGCAGAUCAAUCAAGUCGACGCCGCCUGGACCUUCGCGUCGGCCAUGUUAAAUGUCAUGGCGCUGGUCAACGGGUCGCUGUCGGACGCGUUGGGGUUGAGAAGGCUGUGCUUGUUGUCUUCAGCAUUGCUCGCUAUCUCCACCGGAGCGUUCUACCUCGUCGUCACCAGAAGACGCUACGAGCAGUACCUGUCCUACGUGUACUUUGCGCUCGUCGAGUCGGGCAUGCUCUUGUCGUUUGGCGGUCUCGCAUUGCAGGGGGAGAAAGGAUCGUUAACGCCGCCGUGCUCGCGGCCGUACGACGUAAGGGUCGUGGCGGCGCCGACGAUGGAGACGGCCUUCGCGCUCGGGACCCUAAUCUUUCCCACGUUAAGGUUGAUACACGACGGCGUGAGAGGCGCAAACUUGGUAACUCUAUACUGCUCGUACUUCGCGGCCUGCGCGCUGUUGAUACUCUACUGCGCUUGUAGAACGAAGGCGCGACCCUUGAGGCGGCCCGGGAGCGGCGCGCUGCGGCAUGUGGGCUGGCGGCGGCUGUUGUUUGCCUUUUGUGCGGCGCUGGCCGUCGGGGCGAACAUCACGCAGCAGGGUUAUUACGUCGCGACCUUCGCGGAGCAGGCGAAGUGGCACGGGCGGUCCGAACUCUUGGGCGACGUCUUGGAUUGGGGCUUCCCGCUGAUGGCCCUGCCGUCGCUCUACGGGGCGGCUCGCUUCGAGGAGCACGCGCACGCCGUCGGCUUCGAGAAGGGCGCGUCGCGAGGCUAUGUUGUGCUCCUGCUGAUGCAGGUGGCCUGGGGCAUCCUGUCCACCCAAAAGCUGUGGUGGCUGCAGAUUUUGGCGGUCGCGGUGUUCGUGCCGGCGCGGUUAUUGGGUUUCGUGCACCUUUAUACAUGUGUCGGUGCCUUCUUCCCCGCGGAGCACUUCGGCAUCAUGGCGGGGGCCUGCCUGACGCUGGGGGGCCUCUGCGCCAUCCCGGCGUCGCAGGCGUUGCGAGCCUGGCUCGUCGCGUCGAUGGACCCGCGCGGCCCGAACGGGGCGUUGGCGGCGGCGCUCGUGGUGCUCGACGCCUUGGCCGGCGCGGCGUCGCGGAUCGUGAAGAUAGACCGGCCCGAUGCCGUCGCGGCGCCGACGACGAGCGCCUACAACCCCAUGGCGGCGGACGCCGACGACGAGGCUGCUGUGGAGCUCGCGGAGUUCUUCUCCGAAUAUGGCGAUGGGGGUGAUUCGUCCCCGUCGCCGCUCGUCUCCUACGGGUCGCCCGCGGCGGAGACGAGGAGUCCGGCGCGGGUCGACGACGCCGAGGCGUCUUCUUCUGUGAAUUAG
Messenger RNA from Pelagomonas calceolata, 1744 nucleotides. The record is from the annotation of a GenBank genome assembly. NCBI's taxonomy places the organism in Eukaryota, Pelagophyceae, Pelagomonadales, Pelagomonadaceae.